Messenger RNA from Drosophila serrata, 700 nucleotides. RefSeq names its product lymphotoxin beta receptor inhibitor-like. The record is from RefSeq and is a predicted model, not a curated record. Gene Ontology annotation, molecular function: calcium ion binding. NCBI's taxonomy places the organism in Eukaryota, Metazoa, Arthropoda, Insecta, Diptera, Drosophilidae.
UUGUCACCAGAAAAUAAAGCACAAAUUUUCGCCUUGGAAGUCAUGAUGAUGUUCAUCCUGGACAAUAUGCUUUUUCUUCUGAUCCUUUUGGGUCUGGCCGUUGGUCAGCGUUUACCUCCUGGCAUUAAUCCAAAACGCUAUCAAAUGCCAGAGCAUAUUCAUCCGUCGCACCCUCAGGAAUAUUCAUACAAUUAUUUUCAAAGUUCAGAGGUUAAGGAGACGCAACAUAAUCAUCAGCAGCCACAAGUAGAGCGGGCUCCAAAGAAAAUCUUGACCAAGGGAAAUAUGGAACUAGAGCGUAGUCACAUCCAGGAGCAUAUGUCAGUGCCCUUGGACACUAUUCACAUGUCCGAGGCUGAGUUGCAGUUUCAUUAUUUCAAAAUGCAUGAUUCCGAUGACAAUGACAAGUUGGAUGGUUGUGAACUAUUCAAGGCAAUGAUACAUUUACAUGAUGAACAGAUUAAGAAUAAGAAAGAAAUAGAUACUUUCACAGAUGAAGAAGUUGCAGCCUUAAUUGAUCCCAUAAUGGAAAUGGAUGAUACCUCACAAGAUGGUUAUAUCGAUUAUCCAGAGUUUAUCAAGGCCAGGGAUAAGAAGAGGGAUUAAGAUUUUAAGAUCUUCACUAAAACAAUAUCAUAUGUACAAACAAAUUGUUGCUUGAGGAAUUGAUAAUAAUGAAUAAAAACCUUAUAGAAGAUUA